This is a messenger RNA of Pistacia vera, 1882 nucleotides long. RefSeq names its product laccase-14-like. Bases 35 to 1738 code for a protein of 567 amino acids. Gene Ontology annotation, molecular function: copper ion binding; hydroquinone:oxygen oxidoreductase activity. Gene Ontology annotation, biological process: lignin catabolic process. Lineage: Eukaryota; Viridiplantae; Streptophyta; Magnoliopsida; Sapindales; Anacardiaceae. The transcript has 7 exons. The record is from RefSeq and is a predicted model, not a curated record. Gene Ontology annotation, cellular component: apoplast.
UAAGGCGACCUGAGAACACAAAAGACACACCAAAAUGGGUAUAAAGAAUAAGGGUUUCAUUUCAGGGCUUUUAGGGUUCUUAUGUCUAGAUGGGCUGCUUCUUUGCUUAGCUGCCGAUAUCCACUAUUAUGAUUUUGUACUACAAGAAGCGAAUUUUACGAAGAUGUGUAGCACAAAAAGCAUGUUGACUGUAAAUGGAAGUUUUCCAGGGCCAACAAUUCAGGCUCGUAAAGGCGAUACGAUGUUCAUUAAAGUCAUUAAUCAAGGGACAUAUGGUGUCACCAUUCACUGGCAUGGAGUGAAGCAACCAAGGAAUCCAUGGUCAGAUGGUCCCGAGAACAUUACACAGUGUCCAAUUGCAGCAGGAACCAGCUUCACUUAUGAGGUGAUAUUGUCAACGGAAGAAGGAACUCUUUGGUGGCAUGCUCAUAGUGACUGGACUCGUGCCACAGUCCAUGGUGCCAUUGUUAUUUUACCAGCUGCUGGAACUACUUAUCCAUUUCUUACGCCUUAUAAAGAACAGACAAUCGUACUUGCAUCAUGGUUCAAGGGAGACGUGAUGGCGAUGAUAACUAAUUCAAUCGCAACUGGAACCAAUCCUACUCAGGCAGAUGGUUACACGAUCAAUGGCGAACCAGGGGACUUAUAUGAUUGCUCCAACGAGACAACAUAUCGCCUAUCAGUUGAAUAUAACAAAACUUAUCUUCUACGCAUUGUGAAUGCCGUGAUGAAUGAAGAACAAUUUUUCGGAAUCGCAAACCACAGCCUCACUGUUGUUGCGCAAGAUGCAGCAUACAUAAAACCAAUAAACACCACUUAUAUAAUGAUAACUCCUGGACAAACGAUGGACGUUUUGUUCACAACUAACCAAACUCUUAGCCACUUUUACAUGGCUGCUUCUCCUUACCAUGAUAGCGUUCUCACAUUUCCCAACUCCACCGCGACCGCAAUUGUUCAAUACGAAGGCAAUUAUACCGCUCCUUCGUCUCCUUUCUUCCCAACUCUUCCUGCUUACAAUGACAUCGAUGCCGCACAAAAAUUCACUAACAGCGUAAAGAGCUUGGCAAAUGAAGAGUAUCCCAUCAGUGUUCCGGAAAGAAUUAACACGCGAAUCUAUAUAGCGGUUUCUUUAAACGCAUUAAGAUGUUCCAACAGUUCGUGUGAUACCGCUGAUGGUGAUAGGACAGCUGCAAGCUUAAAUAAUGUUAGUUUCGAUACUCCUCAAAUUGAUAUACUGCAAGCAUACUACGGGAGUUUGAAUUAUGUUUUUGACCCGGAUUUCCCAACUGAGCCACCGGUUUUUUUCAACUUCACCGGAGAUGUGUCGAACGUAUCAAGGUACACAGCCCAAGGGACAAAGGCGAGGAUGAUUGAUUAUGGUCAAGCAGUUGAAAUUGUGUACCAAGGGACUAAUCUCGGAGCUGCAUCAAGCCAUCCAAUGCAUUUACACGGCUUCAGCUUCUAUCUCGUUGGGACAGGUUCCGGGAAUUUCAACAGUGUGACUGAUCCAACCAAUUAUAAUUUGGUAGACCCUCCAGAACUUAACACCAUUAACCUUCCUAAAAAUGGAUGGGCUGCAAUUCGAUUUGUUGCGGAUAAUCCUGGAGUGUGGUUUAUGCAUUGUCAUAUUGAAAGGCACGCAACCUGGGGAAUGGAUACGGUUCUUAUUGUAAAGAACGGUACUACUCCGAACACGUCGAUGCUGCCACGUCCUACUUACAUGCCGCCUUGUUCUUAAUUAAUGAUUCUAUUAUAUUUUCAUAAUAAAGUUGUCUGUGAUUAACUAGUCCAUGAAGGCUUAUUGGACUUCUGAUGUACCAAAAGAUUUGAAUAAUAUCUUUUGGAAUGACUUCAGUUUUAAAUAAAAUGAAAGUUAAUAAUU